This is a messenger RNA of Nicotiana tabacum (common tobacco), 2264 nucleotides long. Lineage: Eukaryota; Viridiplantae; Streptophyta; Magnoliopsida; Solanales; Solanaceae. The record is from RefSeq and is a predicted model, not a curated record.
AAUUAGUAAGUGGAGUAGCUUCUUUAACAAUCUUUACAGAAUCAGUCAAACCAAUAUAUUCACUUUCCAUAUAUACAAGUUGUAGGGAGACAAAAAGGACGAACAGAAACUGCCCUUCUACUGUUUCAUAGGAACAAACAACCCCUUAUCCCUAUCUAUCAAAUUUCUUGAUUGUCCGCUCAGUGUCUUAAACAUCAAGUAAUCAUUUACUUUCCCUUUUUAUAUAUGUACAUACAUAUAACAAAUCUUAUCCUGAUAGCAAGGCUAUUGUUGCAACUUAGGAUCUUGAUUGUAUUACAUCUGAUUCUUUGACCCUUUUUAGUGUUUGAUUGAUUUGAUUAGAACAGAGGGCUGAUUCUUAAUUCAGAGCGACAAAGAGUUGAAUCUCAGAGUCGUGGCAGUAAUGAGGGCUGAAUCUCAAAGUCGUGGCAGUAAGGGUCCACUUAAGAUCUUGGUUGUAUUACAUUCAAUUCGUUGACCCUUUUACGUGUUUGAUUGAUUUAAUUAGAACAGAGGGCUGAAUCUUUGACCCUUUUUAGUGUUUGAUUGAUUUGAUUAGAGCGACAGGGGGCUGAAUCUCAAAGUCGGGGCAGUAAGGGUACUUUGCUACUUAUAAUAAGGUAAUUAAUCUUGUUUGUAUUUCAUCUGAAUCGUCAGUGUUUUGAUUGAUUUAUUGGAUGAAAUACUGAGGAAAACUAUGGAUAAGGAGAUGGAUGUACGGAAUCAUAAAGUGGAUGUUCCUGAGACUAUAAUCACCAUAAGAUUGGAUGAAAAUAGGGAAACUGAUGAAAAAUCAAGAAUUUGCGACGAAGAAGGAAAUUCGGGUGGAAAGGGAAAUGGGAUUGAAGGGAAUGAGGUGAAAGUGAAGGAUUUGAAGGAGGGUGAGAGGUUUUCGACUGUCAUUGAUGUGAAGUGCGAAGCGGAGAAAUUGGGAGAGGAUUUGGAAGAGGACUGCCAAAGGGUGUGUAGGAUUUGUCAUUUGAGUACUUAUGAAAGUGGGAAAAAUUUACAGAAUUUGGUGGAUUUGAUUGAGCUUGGUUGUGGUUGUAAAGGAGAGCUUGGAUUUGUGCAUUCUCAUUGUGCUGAGGCUUGGUUUAAGCUAAAAGGAAACAGGUAAUUACUCUUUUUCUAGUUUAUUGUCAUUCUUGGAUUGAUAUUGUGGUUGUUUAAAUGAUCAGAGGCAGACGUAGUGCAUAAGUUACAAUUUUGGCUCAGACUUUGUAUGUGUGUUAGAAAAUUCACUAAAUAAGUAUAAUGGUAGAUUUCGAACCCAAUAAAUCGAAUGUGUUGUGGUAGAAUUCCGAAACCGAACCCAUAUUGUUCAAAUCCUAGAUCCAUCUCUGUAACCGAUGAUACCAUCUAAGUUGCUUAUUUUGAUUUUAUUAAUGUCUUUCCUGGUGAAGACAGGUUCCUGUCUGUAGGCUAUUUGACUCCUAUUUCGACAACAGAAAUUUUCUACAUAAAAAUUUUCUUUGGCAAAUUACAGGCGUGCUCUAUCUUAUUAUGAAUUGGUCACCAUUGGGUUCAAAUUAAUCUUGUUAUUUGAGAUCCUCAUCAAUUGUCAUAGUAGAGUGAAUUACAUGCUUUCAGGUUGUCGUUAACUGGGAUGCUGAUAAAUUUUUGGUUUUCCUGUCUUCAAAUGUUCGGACGAAGAAUCUUGAUUCCGAAUGUUUUCUUUCCAUUGCCAUGAUGCAUUAUUGUCUAAUAGAACAGUUAAGUGCCUUUGAUUAGGUAGACUGGUGCAAAUGUAGGCUUAGGAUCUCUUACACCUAUCUUAUGUAAAUUUGCUCAUCGAACGCCAAUUCUGCGUAUCUGUGGUGGUAUUCUGUUUCUUUAUCAACCCUUCCUUCUAUCCUCUGGUCUACUACUAUUAUCACCAAUCAGGAUAUCCAGCCAUUACAUUAACACCUUCAGAUCUAAUUUCUGCAGGAAUUAAGCAUCCCAUUCAUUCUAUUCUACCUAUGAUAUACUUGUGAAUUCAGCCAAAUGUGUCGGUUCUAGUUGAGGAUAGGUAAAAUUAGGUUUGUUCCAUGAAUGAUAGCCAGAAAACACUUCCUAGAAUGAUUCCUUCUACUUAUGUCAGUCAGCACCUGCUAUCCCAUCAUUUGGACUGGCAUAACUUAUUUCCAGUCGGUGUGCUUCUUUGAUUAACCAUACAUGGUUCUAUUACUUACCAUGAAACGACACUUAUCCUUUAUCUCCCUCUUUGUCUUCUCUCUUUCUUUCUUUCUUUCCUUCUUCUUUCUCUCCUCCUCCUCCUCCUC